This is a messenger RNA of Colius striatus (speckled mousebird), 807 nucleotides long. RefSeq names its product homeobox C9 (gene HOXC9). Gene Ontology annotation, molecular function: DNA-binding transcription factor activity, RNA polymerase II-specific; RNA polymerase II cis-regulatory region sequence-specific DNA binding. Bases 1 to 807 code for a protein of 268 amino acids. NCBI's taxonomy places the organism in Eukaryota, Metazoa, Chordata, Aves, Coliiformes, Coliidae. Gene Ontology annotation, cellular component: nucleus. The record is from RefSeq and is a predicted model, not a curated record. The transcript has 2 exons. Gene Ontology annotation, biological process: regulation of transcription by RNA polymerase II; proximal/distal pattern formation; DNA-templated transcription.
AUGAAUGUAAAAGAGGGGGGAACCAUGUCGGCUUCUGGCCCCAUAAGCAACUACUAUGUUGACUCCCUGAUAAGCCACGAGAACGAAGAGCUCUUGGCCUCCAGGUUCCCCAGCACUGCCGCCCACCCGGCUGCUGCCCGACCGUCAGGAUUAGUCCCGGACUGUGCCGACUUUCCGUCCUGCAGUUUCGCCCCCAAGCCGGCCGUUUUCACCACCUCCUGGGCUCCUGUCCACUCCCAGUCCUCCGUGGGCUACCACCCCUACGCUCCCCAGGCGCCCGUGGGGGCCGAGCCCAGGUACAUGCGGACUUGGCUGGAGCCCCUCGCCGGGGCCGUCUCCUUCCCGGCCUUCGCCCCCGGUGCUCGCCCCUACGGCCUGAAGCCCGACGCCUUCCCCGGGCGACGGGGGGAGUGUGGCCCCGCCGACGGCCGCGGCUACGCGGACUACAUGUACGCGGCUCCGGGGGAGCUGAGAGACAGAGCAGCGCAGACAAUUCCUUCCCCGGAGUCCGAAGCCAUCGCUUCCAGCAAACACAAAGAAGAAAAGCACGAAUUAGACCCUAACAAUCCCGUCGCAAAUUGGAUUCAUGCGCGCUCCACGAGGAAGAAAAGAUGUCCUUACACAAAGUAUCAGACCCUGGAACUGGAAAAAGAGUUUUUAUUCAAUAUGUACCUUACACGGGACCGGAGGUACGAAGUAGCCAGAGUCCUUAAUCUCACUGAACGCCAAGUCAAAAUCUGGUUUCAGAACAGGCGAAUGAAAAUGAAGAAAAUGAAUAAAGAAAAAACCGAUAAAGAACAGCAAUAA